Molecule: messenger RNA, 540 nt
Organism: Thelazia callipaeda (thelaziosis nematode)
Lineage: Eukaryota; Metazoa; Nematoda; Chromadorea; Rhabditida; Thelaziidae
Source: the annotation of a GenBank genome assembly
AUGCUGUUUAUAGAUGAUGGUUUGAAAAGUGCUAAAGUGAUACGAAAAUCAUUCAGACCUUCCAAAAUAGAGCGAGAUCGCCGGCAGUGUGUCGCCGUAGCAUCUUCUUCGGAAUAUGAUCCGGAAUUGGAUGACGUUAUUGUAAAAAGACAACAGGGAAGAAAAGAAUUUAGUAAAAAUAAAAAGCAGUUUGCAAAGAAUCUUUCUUUGUUCGAAGCUAGCCGUUUAAGAACUAAGAAAGAUUUGAUGAAACGGAAUGUCAAAUAUAUGGUUUAUGAAACUAAUCUUAAAUUGAACGCCGGUAAAGCAAAACAACUAAUAAGUUUUAUGGAUGAAAAAAACCGUCGUCGAAAAAAUAUUUUGAAUAAAUUGCGCAAACAAAAUGAUGGAUUGAGAGAUCGUAAAUGGCGUCCUAAGAAGUCGAAUAACAAUUCGGUGUUUACUGAUGAAGAUUUUAUGAAAAUCGGACCAAACAGAUUGAAAGUAGGGUUGACUUUAAAGAAUGUCUCAUAUAUUUAUUAUUUCUUUUUUUUUCGCUAG